AUGCACAUUAUACAAUCUGAUUAUUUUGGCUUCCUACUGCAGCAGCAGCAGCAGCAGCAGCAGCAGCCACAGGCGUCCCAGCCUGUCAGGCCCCUGCAGCCUUCCGCGGCCCCCACUGGGAAGUUGACGCGAGCAGAGAAGAAGAGGAAGCGCCUGGAGGCGGAAGCGGUCGAAGCCCGCAAGCGAGGUCAUGCGGAGUAUCGCGCUGAACUUGCGUCCAAGGGCAUUUUUGUCCCGCCGGACAUGAUGCAGCCGGAAAAGCCGGCGCGGACCCUAACUCCUGGACAGCAACUGCGUAAGCAGGAGCUGUGUGCGGCGUUAGUGGAAAGCAAAGGCAGCCUGAAGACGCUGAAGGCGAUAAAGCGUGGUCUCACCAAGGCACUAGGCGACUUCGAGCAGAAGUUGAGGGAACAGGAAGGUCUCCACGGGGAGAUCAUUACUGAACUCAAGACUCUCUCGUAG
Molecule: messenger RNA, 462 nt
Organism: Paecilomyces variotii
Lineage: Eukaryota; Fungi; Ascomycota; Eurotiomycetes; Eurotiales; Thermoascaceae
Exons: 4
Coding region: 1-462 (153 amino acids)
Source: RefSeq, a predicted model, not a curated record